This is a messenger RNA of Mus caroli (Ryukyu mouse), 3923 nucleotides long. It is a transcript of the gene Rin3, whose product is annotated as Ras and Rab interactor 3. Gene Ontology annotation, biological process: vesicle-mediated transport; signal transduction. Gene Ontology annotation, cellular component: cytosol; endocytic vesicle. Gene Ontology annotation, molecular function: guanyl-nucleotide exchange factor activity; small GTPase binding. Lineage: Eukaryota; Metazoa; Chordata; Mammalia; Rodentia; Muridae. The record is from RefSeq and is a predicted model, not a curated record.
CCCGGCCCUAGGGGCGCGGCCGGGCUUCCGCGCGCCCCAGGGGGCUCCCUGCUACGAGCAGCCACGGCCGAAUGGCUUCUGACAGAAAACCCUUGACCACCAAGGCCGGCCUCUUCCUGCAAGCCCCGCGCGCUGCGAUCCAGGAAGUGGAAGGCAGCGGCCCCGCGCUUCCCCACUGGGCGCGCGGCUGGCGGCGGCGCCCGGCCCGGCCCUCGGCGAGGGACAGCGCCAGCGCCACGCGGAGGUCACUGCGUCCCCAAUCGCCUGCCCCACGAUGCGACGCGCCGAGGCGCCCUCGAGCGCCCACCCUGCCGGUCCUAUUCCAGAUGCUGGCAAAGGAGAGGGAGAGGAAGAUGAGGAGAAAGACGGCAUGAGGCUUGGUCUGUCAACCACCCUGAGGAACUGCAUCCCACGUCGGGGCAUCAGUGUCCUGGAGAAGCUGGUGAAGACCUGCCCUGUGUGGCUGCAGCUAGGGCUAGGCCAGGCAGAGGCUGCCAAGAUCCUGCAGCAGGAGAUGGCUGGGAUGUUCCUGGUGUGCCGGGACAACAACCUGAAGCAAUUGGUGCUGUGUGUCCACUUCCCUUCCCUGAAGGGCAGCUCAGCUGAGGUGCUGGAGUACCCCAUCAAAGAAGAAAAGUCUAUAUUGUACCUGGAAGGCUCAGUUCUUGUGUUUGAGGACAUCUUCAGACUGAUUGCAUUCUACUGUGUCAGUAGAGACUUACUGCCCUUCACUCUACGGCUGCCCCAGGCCAUCCUCGAAGCCAGCAGCUUCCUCGAACUUGAGACCAUCUCCAACCUGGGCCUGGGUUUCUGGGACUCCUCACUGAACUCAAGAGGCUCUGCAGAGCCACUCAGAAGCCCAGCCCCUGGGACCCCUGCAUCCUCCAGCCUCCGGCCUACAACCCACGCAAAUUGUUCCUGUGAAAUCGAGCUCUCGGUGGGAAAUGACCGCCUGUGGUUUGUGAAUCCUAUUUUCAUCGAGGACUGCGUCCUACCGGCUGAUCCACCUCCACUGCCUACUGGCAGCUACCCUCCACGCCCUACGCCUGCCACCCCGGAUGCUACCUCACCCACCUCCAAGGGAUCCCCACGUCGCCCCCCACCUCCACCCCCAUUACCCACUGUUCCUCCUACUGGCCCUGCACGGCCUCUUGCGCCUCCUGUACCGCCUGCUGGCCCUUUGCCCAACUCCCCCCUAACGCCCACCUCUCACCUUGCACCCCAUGCACCGGGCCCCCCUGGCCACUCAAACCAACCACCCAUGACAGCCUGCGAGAGUCUCCCACGCCCAGCAGUAGGACUGGGCCCCUUUGGAGAAGAAGAGAUGAAACCUGGGACAACUCCCAGCCCCUUGCACCAAGCCCCUCCCCCUCCAUUACCCCUGAAGAAGGCUCUUCCAGCAGCCCCUCCCAGGAGGCGCAUUUCUGAGAGGGUAUCUCUGGAAAGCCAGAAUGUGGGGACUUCAACAGACAGGGACCACUCAGGCAUUUCUAGGACAGCAUCACUCAACCUUCCUCCCCAGAGCACCGUAAGUAGCCUUGGGGACAGGCCUCCAAGGACCACGGAGCAAAGCCAGGACACAGAGGCCAAAGCCAGCCAUGCUGACAGCAUACCAGUGCCUCCUGGGAAGGCCAAACAACCCCCAGUACCACCCCCAAGGAAGAAGCGGGUCUCCCGGCAGCUGGCCUCAACCCUUCUCAGUCCCUUGGAGAACCCCAUACAGGAGGCAUCCUCUGAGAAACAGGCGCCUGGUGCAUCUUGGGAAGGCUUGAGUCCUGCCCGACAAGCUGGCAUGCAGCACCUCCAAGUUCAGUCCAGCACCUGUCCCCAAAGCUCUCCAGAGUUCAAGGGUUCCCAGGCCUCACUCUCAGACAGCCUGGGGGUGCCUAUCUCGGCCGCCGACCAGGACUCCUACUCAACCAGCAGUGCGGAGGAGGAGCUGGAGUUCAGCAGCCCCAACGUGAAGAAGAAGCCCUCAAUGAUCCUGGACAAGGCCCGCCACCGCCUCAGCUUCGUCAGCUUCGCCAGCGUCUUCCAUGCCUUCCUCUCCAGCGACCGCAAACUGUAUAAGAAGGUGGUGGAGCUGGCACAGGACAAGAGCUCCUACUUCGGCAGCCUGGUGCAGGACUACAAGGUGUACAGCCUGGAGAUGAUGGACCGCCAGACAUCCAGCACUGAGAUGCUGCAGGAGAUCCGUACCAUGAUGACCCAGCUCAAGAGCUACCUGCUACAGAGCACUGAACUCAAAGCCUUGGUGGAACCCACCCUGCACUCGGAGGAGGAACUCGAGGCCAUAGUGGAGUCAGCCUUGUACAAGUGUGUCUUGAAGCCCCUGAAGGAGGCCAUCAACUCCAGCCUGCUGGAGAUCCACAGCCGGGACGGCUCACUGCAGCAGCUCAAGGAGAACCAGCUGGUGGUCCUGGCCACCACCACCACCGACCUGGGCGUGACCACCAGCGUGCCUGAGGUGGCUGUCAUGGAGAAGAUCCUGCAGAAGCUGACCAGCAUGCACAAGGCCUACUCACCAGGGAAGAAAAUCUCCAUCUUGCUGAAGACCUGCAAGCUCAUCUAUGACUCCAUGGCUCUUGGCAACCCAGGGAAGCCCUACGGGGCCGACGACUUCCUGCCUGUGCUCAUGUACGUGCUGGCCCGCAGCAACCUCACUGAGAUGCUCCUCAACGUGGAGUACAUGAUGGAGCUCAUGGACCCCGCCCUGCAGUUAGGAGAGGGUUCCUACUAUCUGACCACCACCUACGGAGCCCUGGAGCACAUUAAAAACUAUGACAAGAUCACAGUGACCCGACAGCUGAGCGUGGAGGUGCAGGACUCCAUCCAUCGCUGGGAACGCAGGCGCACGCUCAACAAGGCGCGGGCCUCCCGCUCCUCUGUGCAGGACUUUAUCUGUGUGUCCUACCUGAAGCCCGAGCAGCAGUCACGGACACUGGCGUCACGGGCAGACACAGCAGCCCAGGCACUGUGUGCACAGUGCGCUGAGAAGUUUGAGGUGUCACAGCCCCAAGACUACCGGCUCUUCGUGCUGGUGGACGGGCGCUGCUUCCAGCUGGCCGACGAGGCUCUGCCGCACCGCAUCAAGGGUUAUCUGCUCCGGAGCGAGCCCAAACGAGACUUCCACUUCGUGUACCGGCCCCAGGACAGCGGCAAGGAUGAUUCAAGUCAGCCCUGUAUAGUAGUGAGGGAGCCCAACUUCCUAUAAGCUGUGGUGACAGGAUCUCCUGAGAGGGGGAUAGAGGGAUUGGGACUGGGCUCUCAUUGGCUGCUCUCCUUAACCACACAUCCCUGCCAUCGUAGGUGCCUGUGUCAGUCACACCGGUGUAACGCCCACUGAGCAUGCCUAAGCCAAUCAGGUAGAGUCAUAGCCUGAGGCACCAAGUUCUUAGUUGGAUGUAAGGGAAACCAAGGCUCAGGUGGAAGAGGCUCUUGCCAGCUGUAGCAAACAAGCCCAACCCUGCUCACACCGGGUUCCUCAGGCAAUUCUCCUGGUCCUGUCUCACCUCCUAGCCCCAUCUUUAGUCUUUCCUGAGAAGAGCUCACUUUCCCCAGGACUGGCUAAUGAAGGGGUUCCUGGCCCCAGCUGCUCCCUGAGCCUCGGGGAUGGAGCUGAGAUGUUCCACCACAACCCAAGAUCUAAGAGUAUUAUUUUGAAGAGACAGCCCUGCACCGCACCCCUGCCUCAGAAUUUGCCUUCAGCUACCAGAGUGCCUAGUACAACGGGGCUCCUGAGCUCCACUGGAAGCAACCAAGCCAGCUCCAGGGACACAUGGACAAGUUCAACCAAUGCCAUAAGAUUGGGGGUGGGAGGGUCAUUAAAGGCCCGUUCUGUGAUGGAAACACCACAGGUCAUCAGUGUUGACGAGAUGCGGUUGGGGGGGGGGGGGUAAUAAAAGCCCUUUUGCAAAAGCUAA